This is a messenger RNA of Bursaphelenchus xylophilus (pine wood nematode), 1133 nucleotides long. NCBI's taxonomy places the organism in Eukaryota, Metazoa, Nematoda, Chromadorea, Rhabditida, Aphelenchoididae. The record is from the annotation of a GenBank genome assembly.
AUGGGUCAUCAGGAGGUGAUCUUGGUCCCAGUUAGACGAUACGAUUAUGUUGGCACGAGAAUGACAGUGCUAGCAAUCAUCAUUGUCGCCGUCGCCGUUGCUCUUCCCAUUUGGUUCGUAGAUGAUGCUCGAGUCACUUUUGGUCUUUUUGGAUUCACGUGCUACUUCGAAGAUUACCCCUGCCAAGUGGCCGUUCGCGUUUAUGUGAGUUUGUUAGCUGAAUUGUUAAACAGAGUGUUGGUCAUGAGUCACGGUUUUUAAAGGGGUCAAAAUUGGGUCAAAUUUCCGCAUACCGACUUUUCGGGUCAGCGACAGUUCGGGUCAACACAAAAUCGGUCGAUACAAAACGUAGAGCAGUUAAAUACAUGAAAAAAAGUUGCAGGAAGUGCCCUACGAGGCCUGAAAAAACUGUCAGAUUGGUCGACGCUAUGCGAAGGCUCGGCAGAGACUUUGCAAAGACUUGCAAUAUGUCCAUUUUUUCUAAUACUGGCUAUUAUUAUAAUAACGCUAGUUUUCUUUCCUUUUGAGUUACCGUAACAUAUAAAAGACCGAAACAUACCGAACUAAACGUUUCAUUGCGUUAAAAAAUGUUUUUAGAAGAGCCUCGACGACUCAUUCCUCCUGAUCACUCGUGUAUUAAUGUUGAGCUGCCUUUCCGCGGCUUCAAUGGCGGUUGUGAUCUCAAAUUGCGCCUGCACACAAAUGAUAAAAUCGCAGCUGAUGAGUGUGCUAUUGACGCUUGUUAGCGCGCUUUUGGCUAUCGGUGCACUUAUCUACUUUUUUCUUUGCGCUUUCGGAUACGGUAAGUUUUUUUCGGCCAGUACAUUUCGCCCUGCUGAAGAGGAUAAUAUUUUUCCGAAUUUAGUCCAAAAUAUUAAAUGAUAAAUAAAACUGUAUGAAAAACGUUUUUAAUCGUAUAAAAUGUCACACCUCAUCUAUUUUUAGGCUGCGAAAAGACAUGGUUUUUUCUUUUGGAUUUUUUACGUAUCGUUUCAGGUACCUUUCCCGUCUACUUGUAUGACGCCAAUCACAAAGGUGGCCUGGGUUUUAGCUUCUACAUUGCAGCCGUUGGAGCUUUCGGUUUAUUGGCUUCGUCAACCUUUGGUACUGUCAACAUCUGCUGUUUGAGGUGA